Molecule: messenger RNA, 1818 nt
Organism: Dracunculus medinensis (Guinea worm)
Lineage: Eukaryota; Metazoa; Nematoda; Chromadorea; Rhabditida; Dracunculidae
Source: the annotation of a GenBank genome assembly
UUAUUCCAAUGGGAGAUGAAUUAAAUUGUUGCGACCAGCUCGAAAACUCAUCGGGAUCGCAUUUAUGUUUCUAUUUUAAAAAUAGCUCUCGUUCAACAGCCAGUCGAUGUCGUUUCAUUUUAUAUUACAGGAAAUUAGCAAUGCUUUCUUUGAAGUUAAAUGCUUGCUUAUUUGGACGUAGUGUAGCAAGUUUAUUUUCCAUUUAUUCCUUUUAUAUCUUAUCCUUUAUUUAUUAUUGAUGCUACUGGUAGAGAUGUUGAUACUUUUAUCAUAGCAUCCAUGUAAAAUUUGAAAGUGCGAUUCAAAAAUUAACGGCAAUCUAAGUUCUGCAUUUAUUCCCUAUUUCAUUUUUUCGUAAACGAUGUCAGAUCCAUGCAGCAGGAAAAAUAUUUAGAUAAAUAUUCGCAUCUUCAGGUCGCAUUGCUGGUUUCGAGUUAUCACCACUAGCAGCUUACUAGAGUGAGAAUGUUUUAAGCCUAUCUAUCAGGGCUUAGAAAGUUGCAGUAUGCUUUAAUUUCUAUGGUGAAUAAUGAAGAUAUGGCCUAAGCUGCACAGAAGUUUUGGGACAGUAUUAUUAAUGGAGAUUUGUUCUAGCAAUGUUGAUGUGUUCUUGGAGAAUAUGUAGAAUGUAACAUAUUGGCUUGGUCAUAUAUAGAUACUUCAUGAUAUAUCUUCCACUUUCAUUAAUUUUCAUUUUGUGAUUGGUUUCAAUUCAAGGAGGACUAAAAAACUUCUAGCUGUAAUUUUCUUUACUUGGAUUUCAUCCUUCGUAUGGUCAUUGCAUAUGAAUUCGAAAUAUUUAAAUUCUGGCUUUUGUUGAGCUAGUGAUAAUUUUUCUGUAAAGUUAAUGUGUCUAUUAGUUUUUUGAAUUUUUCGCAAUUCAUUUGUAUUUUGUGAUUAUAGGUAGAAAAAUGUGCAGUUCGUCGGCAGAUUGUAGUAUUCUUGGAGAUCGUUUCAAAAGGCUUCGGCAUUGUGUAUUUCCUGCUCUCUAUAAUUAUACAAGGCUGCUUAAAAUAUCGUUGAAAAUGGUUGGUAGAAUUAUUUGUAAAAUGCCAAAUCGAUUUGUACUCAUUAAAAUGCCCUUAAAUUAUCGAAAAAAAAGAAUUUCUUGUCCGUAGAAAUUUGCAAGAAAAUUUAUGAAUUAAUUAAUAAUGUCGAAAAGAUUUAAUAAACAAAUUUUAUUUUUCACUUUGAAAAAUAUCGCAAAAAAAAUAUUAGAUUAGUGGUAAUCGAUUCAAAACAUCGGUUUAUAUCGGUCCCUUUCUGUUUUUUUUUUUAAACAAGUUCAUUUGGCAAAAGUGAUUUGGUGAAUAUAUAUAGACUGAAUAUGUCUUAAAUUACAAUUUUUUUUUCUUCAAUAUUUUUUCAUAAACCUUUUUUUCAGCUGGUUUUUUAAAAAUUUUAAAAUAUUCAAAUGACCGCGUAAAAAAAGAAUUUAUUGCAAAUUAAGUUAUUGCAGAAAUAAGUUAUUAUAAAAAUUUAAGUAAGUGCUGUCAAAUGAAAGGGAUUUAAAGGUAGAAUAAAAGUAGAUCUGAGUUUAAAAAAAAGUAUCAUUAAUAAAAAAUUAGCAAUAAUAAGCAUAAUGAACUUGGUAAUAAUAAAUAAUAAGCUGCGCACUGAUUUACCCACAUAUAAGAUAUCAAAGUGAUUCCGCCAAUCUAAUUCGAUGCAUGGUAUUAUUUGAAAUAAAACGUUACCAAUCCAUUUUAAUUGGUGCAAGAAUUUAAUUUCUCAAAUUGUUAUAUUUUAUUAUAUUUUCAGUAAAUAAACAUUUUAUGCUAUUAAGAUGGAUCUUGCUAAAGCGCACAGUUGUUAUUU